Molecule: messenger RNA, 4421 nt
Organism: Silurus meridionalis
Lineage: Eukaryota; Metazoa; Chordata; Actinopteri; Siluriformes; Siluridae
Product: sterile alpha motif domain-containing protein 9-like
Exons: 1
Coding region: 23-1207 (394 amino acids)
Cellular component (GO): cytoplasm
Source: RefSeq, a predicted model, not a curated record
AUUUGGUAAUAAACUAGCAUACAUGAUUAAGGGGCAGUUUGAACAUAAACACACUGAUACGGCAAAAAAAUGCAUUAAACCACCAAGGUUUGUUGAGGUUCUUGGGACAAACAUGAUAUUUUCAGGAAAAUAUGUAAUCGAAGUAGAUGUUGAACCAUCCUUCUUAGUUUGUAAAGACAGCUUCUUUUACAUCUACUAUGUAGACUCAAGAAAAGCAAAAACAUCUAAAACUACAACUGAUAAGAAGGAUAGUGGUAAAAUGUUUUACAUUCGAGACAACAGCAGUAGCAGAAAUCCUAAAUCUUCCUCUACAAAAUCCCCAAAGGAAUACAAUGAGUAUGUUGCUAAUAUGGCACAUCUUUCAAAGUUGAGGCAUGAUGCUGGAGAAAAGCACCUCAGUAAUGUUAAAUUGAGUGUGCAGGGUUCUAAGCUCUGUGAGAUGCUCACAGGAGGCUCACAAUCUUUGGAUAAAUCUCACUUUGAGCGAUAUGUACUAGUUGUUAAUAAAGCCCAUCCUGUUCAACUAGAAUACCUAGGAUUUCUUCUGGACAUGAACCUAACAGGUGUUUUGGACUUUGAUCCAGAAUCUGCUGAAUCUGGCUUGCAUAAACGAUUUGAUGAGAGAACCACAAAUGUUCAUUUGCCUAUGCAGUAUAAAAUCACAGAGCCAGUUCAGGAUAUUGCAAGUAAGCUGAAGCUGACCAGAGCCACAAGUUGGGUGUUCUGUAAUGGAGGAGUAAAAGAUGAACCAUUCUCUGGUGUGGAAACCUGGCUAACAGAGAAAGGUUCUGGCAUUCGUGAUGUUGGGUCAUUCCUUUGCCGAAGGGAUGUGUUGCCUCACAAAAAAUUUCUCAUCAUAUUUAUUUUAUUGAGUGAGGUCACUGACAUGCGUGAUCCUCUCCUUGAGACCUUCAGUAUGUUUUUGCAGGAGCUGCAAGGUACAGAGCAAAUCCUUUGCAUUUGUGAAAAUAAAAGAGUAUACGCUAACUGGAAAGAUCUUAUCGAUAAACGAUAUGGAAAAGACAUACCUAGAAGAAGCAUUUAUGAGCUCAGUUUUGCUGAGAUUAAUGGUACUGUCCUCAGUCUGUGGUCAGAAAAUCGCAAAUCAAGCAGAUUUUUGCCUGCUGCUGGUGGUAAGGUUUUAUUACCAAAGAAAGUGGAGGGCGACAUGGAUGCAUUAGACAUUUUAUGUGUAAACCAAUGUUAAGGAGGCAAUGAAGACAAACUUGAACUUGAAGAAGCUUUUUACAAGGGAGGAAAGGUGUGCUGGUGGAACUUAUACUUUUCAGAGCAACCAGGAUCAAUGCCGUUUAUCAAACGAGAUAAGUUUGACUACAUCAUUAAUACCAUCAUUCCUGAUGUGGGCUCCCUCAGACAAGCUUGUGUUCGCUUCAAUGUAUUGCAUCAUACUGGUUGUGGAGGAACAACUCUGGCCAUGCAUGUUUUGUGGACAUUAAAAGAGAAAUUCCGUUGUGCAAUACUAAAAAAACAAAGAAGUUGGUGAUGAAGAUAUAGCACAACAGGUAGUUAACUUGUUGACAUUUGAGACAAUGGAGCAGCAAACACGACUUUCAGUGCUGCUCCUGAUAGAUGACUUUGAAGACAUUUAAGCUGUGAAUGAUCUCCAGCUGCACAUUCAAAAGAAAUGUCAGAAAAGUUUUUGACAAGUCUCCACAGGUCAUCAUUCUCAACUGUAUGAGGGCUGACUCAUAGCAGCAGACUGAAGCAACAGAUGACACAGUAUUCAUUGGUAACAAGCUCUCUGAGAAGGAACAAAUGUUAUUUGAAAAAAAGCUAGAGGAAAUUGAAAGGAUUUACACAAAUACUGAAACAUUCUAUGGUUUCAUGAUCCUGAAGAAAGACUUUUCUCCAGAGUACAUACAGGGUGUUGUAAAAAAUACACUGAGGGGCUUUGACUUUACAAAGAGAGAUGCUCAACUCAUUGCAAUACUUGUACUCAUGAAUUGUUACUGUAAGAGUGCAAAUAUAUCAGUCUCUAUAUGUGAAGAAUUUCUUGGUCUGUCAACAAGGCCAGAUUCAACUUCAUGUAGGGUUGAAGAUGGGUUUGGGAAGUUUUCCACACUUGUAACACAAUGCACAUCAACAUUUGCUGUGGAAUUUCAGGCUAUUAGAGUAAUUCACUGAAGCAUGGCAGAACAAUGUUUAAAGGAAAUUACAACUACUUUUGAAACAUACCAAGCAAAGAUCACUGACAUCCUACUGACAACAGAUGUGUUUUACAGUUGCAUUCAAGGAAAGGAAAAACUCAUGCAGGACAUUCGCAAUAUUUUGGUGAAAAGACAUUACCCUGCUGACAGUGUCCAAGCAGAUUUUAAAUUUUCACCACUUAUUCAAGCCAUUGCAAAGGAGACUCCAGGUUGCGAGCAAAAUAUUUUGCUUAAUGCAGCCAAACGCUUUGAAAAAGAUGCAGUAAUAUUCCAGCUCCUUUCCAGGUACCACUAUCUGAGGAAAGAAGACUUUCAAGAGGCAAAGGCUUGGGCAAAAAAGGCAAGAGAUCUUCAAAGGGAUUAUUCCUACAUUUGCGAUACCUCUGCACAAGUAAUUAAGCAUGAACUGAAAAAGGCUAUCAGUAAUGACAAUAAAGAUGCAAUUAAACCAGACAGAUUAAAUGAAUAUCUCAAAAUGGCUGUGGAUGCAACAUCGGCUUUCAGAGAAACCCAAGAAAUUGCUAGAAAAGAAGUUCUACUUCGAUAUAAAACAAAAAAAAGACUUUGGCCCCUAUAAUACUGCUGGUCGCCUUGGGGCGCUUCAAGUCGCUGUUAUAGUGAUAAAGAUACUGGAAAGGAUUCCAUUGUUUUCAUCCAAUAAUCAUGAUCUCAGACAGGUUCUCUCAGGUAAAUUAAAAAUACAAGAAAUGGCAAUCAAUGAUGCAAAUAAGCGAAAGAAUGCAUCCUAUUACCAUUUUCUGCAGGAUUUUUCCGACCUUCUGUAUAACCUCAGAGACAACAUAAAGAAGCACUUAGAUUUUCUGGACAAUUUCUUUGUCAACUUGAGCUCAUUCUUCUUCCAAACAGAUAACAGAGAUUUCUGGAUACAAGAAACCUUCAAGUGCUUUCAGAAGUAUGUUAGCCUCUUUUGCAAUUUAGAUUCAACGGAAUUGACUAAAAACAGGGCAUUGACCUACAUGGACAAGAUUGAAAAAACACGACAAUGGCUAGAAAAGAACAAUGCUGAUUCCUACAUUGGACUGCUUAAAUUUCUUGCCACAGAAGGAAAUGAAUCACCAAGAAGCAAAGCCCAAACUAUUGAACAUAUUGUCACUCAGUAUACCAAACUACAAAAUGAAGGGGGAUUAAAAGAUGCCAUUAACUUCAUCUAUGCAAAUAUUGUUCUAAGUAAAAUUAAACCCGGAAUCUCAGAUUCUCUGGCCCCAUGAGAAACUUCUUAAACUUCUCUGCAAAAUACUUGAACACCCUGUCCCACUCAGUAACAGCUUAGCACUGCAUUUUGUUGCAGUGAUGAUGCUAUGGCCGGAGUCCAAUGUCAAAAACAGUUCGCCAAGUUAUGUGUCACAAAUGAGAAGCUCUUUUUCAAAUGAAAUGAUACCAGUAUGCAAUGGAAAGAGAGCAGCUGUUCAUUUUUACCUGGGGAAAAGUGCAGGUUAUUGUCGAAUGAUCACUCAGAAUGAUAUUGAUACAUGUGUGAGCUCACAGCAGCUUGGAAAAUUGCAAAAUGAAAAGAUAUGGGAGAACAAGAAAAUCCAAAAUAUGCUCCACAGAGUCACUGGAAGGAUUUCUAAUCAUUGCAUUAUGGCAAACACAUCAAAUCCACAUAUGCAGGUUGCAGUUUUACCAUUGUUCAAAUGUCAGUUGUGUGGAAAUCUGGGUGACAACGUUUCAUUUUUUGUUGGAUUUUCCAUGGAUGGCCCAGUUGCAGUUGGCAUUAAGCCUGAGUCAUAGGCUCUACACUCAGACUGUGUAAUUCAUGUCAGUGAGAAAACAGGUUAUAAAACACCAGAUGAACCCAAAGUCAUCAAAUCAUAACAUCAUCAUUAUAAGGUUAAGUUUUACAGGCAUAUAUAAUAUAUUGUAUCUAGAUAGGUUAAAGAGGGUGUAUCUGGCUAAAUACAGGACAGAUUAGGGCAGUUAAGCCAGUGAAGCCAGUUUAUUCAGACUAUUUUUGCAUUUGAUGUUAAUAUGUUAUUAAAAUGUGAUUAAGAUGUGAUUAAUGUCUAGACCUAUAACUGAAACAUGUCAUACAAUAAAUUUAGCUUUAGGAUUAUUUUGUUAUCCUGUACUGUUAUGUCUUACAUUUUUAUUUUUUUUUACACCUUUCAUAUGGAUGUAUUUUGUAUUUUGAUCAUUUGUUAAAUGGGGUAGUAUGGUCUUCAUAUCUCCUCUCAUAUAUACAUUGUGUUAUAUCUGUUGUGUUAAGGAUUGAAUAAAACCAAAAAUGUAUGU